Molecule: messenger RNA, 870 nt
Organism: Aspergillus ochraceoroseus IBT 24754
Lineage: Eukaryota; Fungi; Ascomycota; Eurotiomycetes; Eurotiales; Aspergillaceae
Product: alpha/beta fold hydrolase
Exons: 1
Coding region: 1-870 (289 amino acids)
Molecular function (GO): epoxide hydrolase activity
Source: RefSeq, a predicted model, not a curated record
AUGUCCUCUGUUAGGUUGAACCGUGUAGAGCUUCCAGCUUCCAAGGCAAAAGUCUUCUACCGGCAUGCUGGACCACAGUCUGCCCCAGUGGUGCUUCUCCUGCACGGUUUCCCGUCUUCGUCUCAUCAAUAUCGUAAUUUGAUCCCACUGCUGGCGUCGAAGUAUCGUGUUGUCGCACCGGACCUCCCUGGGUUUGGCUUCACAGAGGUUGCAAGCGGGUUUGAUUACAUAUUUGACAAUCUCACGAGGGUCAUCCUAGAGUUUCUCGAUGCGCUAUCCAUCAACAAGUUCUCCAUGUUUAUAUUUGAUUACGGCGCCCCGACUGGCCUCAGAAUCGCCCUUCAGCGACCGGAAGCAGUGCAGAGCAUUAUCACGCAAAACGGCAACGCGUAUGAAGAUGGCUUGGGUGAGUUCUGGGAUAAAGUACGACAGCUGUGGACUAGCAACAAUGACCCGAAGAUCCGAUCUGAGUUAGCAGCUGGUCUGCUGAGCUUUGAAGCCACCAAGUGGCAGUACGAGGAAGGUACAUCGAGCUCUCGAUUUGUCGCUCCAGAGUCAUACACCCUCGACUAUGCACUGCUUCAGGGUCGAGGAAAUGCAGAUAUCCAACUCGACCUCUUCUGGGACUAUCGGAAUAAUAUCAAACUGUAUCCUAAGUUCCAUGAAUAUUUCCGCAAGUCCCAGGUGCCUCUUCUCGCGGUUUGGGGUAAAAAUGACCCAAUAUUUAUCCCACCCGGAGCGGGAGCGUUCAAGCGUGACUUACCCAAAGCAGAGGUCCAUCUUUUAGAUGCUGGCCAUUUUGCUGUCGAGACAGAGACGGCGGAAAUCAGUGCGCUGAUCCUGAAGUUUCUGAGCAGUCAUGGAAUUUGA